Messenger RNA from Condylura cristata (star-nosed mole), 2142 nucleotides. Its product is annotated as protocadherin beta-7-like. The coding region runs from base 1 to 2142 and encodes 713 amino acids. NCBI's taxonomy places the organism in Eukaryota, Metazoa, Chordata, Mammalia, Eulipotyphla, Talpidae. Gene Ontology annotation, biological process: homophilic cell-cell adhesion. Gene Ontology annotation, cellular component: plasma membrane. The transcript has 3 exons. The record is from RefSeq and is a predicted model, not a curated record. Gene Ontology annotation, molecular function: calcium ion binding.
AUGGAGACUAGAGUGGCGCGUACUGGACAGAAAAGGCAAGUCCUAUUUCUUUGUGUAUUUCUGGGAGUGUCUUGGGCUAGUGCAGAACCGCUUCGGUAUUUUGUGGCUGAGGAAACGGAGAGAGGCACCUUUCUGGCCAACCUAGUGAAAGACCUGGGGCUACGGGCAGGGGAAUUGUCAUCCCGGGGGGCUAGAGUCAUUUCAGAUCAGAAUAUACUAUUUUUACUUCUCAAUCCGCUUACUGGUGAUUUACUGCUAAAUGAGAAAUUAGAUCGCGAAGAGCUGUGCGGCCCUACAGAGUCUUGUGUGCUGCCUUUUCAGUUGUUACUAGAAAAGCCUUUUCAGAUUUUCCGGGCUGAACUGUGGGUCAGUGAUAUCAACGAUCAUUCUCCAGUAUUUCUGGACAGAGAGAUUCCCUUGAAAAUAUUAGAAAGUACCAUUCCAGGGGCAGUAUUUCUCCUAGAGAGUGCACAAGAUGCAGAUGUUGGAAUCAACAACCUGAGGAACUACACAGUCAGCCCCAAUGAAUAUUUCCAUAUCAAUGUCCAUGAAAGUAAUGAAAGGAAUAUCUACCCUGAGUUGGUACUGGAUAGAGCUCUGGACCGAGAAGAGGUGCCUGCCCUCAGUUUAACGCUAACAGCUUUGGAUGGUGGCUCUCCACCUAGAUCGGGUACCGCCCUGGUACGGAUCACGGUUGUGGACACAAACGACAAUGUCCCUGAAUUUGUACAGUUGCUCUACAACGUGCAGGUACCUGAGAAUAGCCCAGUAGGUUCACUAGUCGCCACGGUGUCAGCUAGAGACUUAGAUGCUGGAAGUAAUGGGGAAAUAGUUUAUGCAUUUUUUUACGCAACUGAUAAAAUUCUCAAAACAUUUCAAAUCGAUCCCAUAUAUGGCACAAUUCAUCUUAAAGCUGAACUGAACUAUGAGGCAAUACAAAACUAUACAUUAACUGUUCAGGCUGAAGAUGGUGGCGGACUUUCUGGAAAAUGCACUGUGGUGGUUCAAGUCACAGAUAUUAAUGAUAAUCCGCCAGAACUAUUCAUGUCAUCACUUACUAGCCCAAUUUCAGAAAACUCUCCACAAACAGUAGUAGCUGUUUUUAGGAUUAGAGACAGAGAUUCAGGGAAUAAUGCAAAGUUACUGUGCUCCAUCCAAGAUGAUCUCCCCUUCAUCCUGAAGCAAUCUGUAGAGAAUUACUACACCCUGGAAACAGAGAAAGCACUGGAUCGUGAGGAGGAACCUGAGCUCAGGUUAAUUCUCACAGCUCAGGAUGGUGGCUCUCCACCCAGGUCUGGUACUGCUCAGGUCUACAUCGAAGUCAUGGACAUCAAUGAUAAUGCCCCUGCAUUUGAGCAACCUUUCUAUAGGGUGCAGAUCCCUGAGGACAGUCCCAUAGGAUUCUUGAUCAUCGCAGUCUCAGCUACUGAUAUAGAUAUAGGAGUCAAUGGAGAGAUUUCCUAUUCACUUUUUCAGGCAUCAGAGGAGAUUAGCAAAACCUUUGAGAUCAACGCUAUAACAGGAGAAAUUCAACUGAAAAAACAACUUGACUUUGAAACAUCUCAGUCCUAUGAGAUCAAUGUUGAGGCCAGAGAUACUGGAAGCUUGUCAGGAAAAUGCACUGUUUUGACUCAAGUCAAGGAUGUGAAUGACAAUGCCCCAGAAAUCAUCAUGUCUGCAUUUACCAAGCAGAUCCCUGAGAAUUCCCCUGAGACUGUGGUUGCAGUUUUCAGUGUUUCAGAUCUUGAUUCAGAAGAAAAUGGGAAAAUACGUUGCUUCAUUCAGGAAGAUCUACCAUUUACCUUAAAAUCUUCCUUGGAAAACUUCUACACUCUAGUAACAGAUAGACCAUUAGAUAGAGAAGACAAAGCCGAGUACAACAUCACAAUCACGGUCUCAGACAUGGGCACCCCCAGCUCGCCGGGGCCCGAGGGCCACUUCCCGGGCCACCUGGUGGACGUCAGCGGCGCCGGGACGCUGUCCCACAGCUACCAGUAUGAGGUGUGCCUGACGGGGGACGCUGGGACAAACGAGUUCAAGUUUCUGAAACCUAUUUUGCCCAAUUUUCAAGGCCAUUCCCCUGGGUCAGAAAUAGAAAAAAAUCCUAACUUUAGGAAUGAGUUUAAUUUCAGCGUUCACUAA